AUGCAAACGGACGAAAACCACCAGAGCGCAGUUGAAAGAAAAAGACUCCGACUUCGAAGUCACCAGUGCGAAGUGUGCGAAAAGGUUCUGGGCAGUAAGAGGGCCAUGAAGAGACACCUCCACACGCACAGCGGUAAAAAACCGUAUUCGUGCUCGGCGUGCGGCAAGAAGUUUCUCCGGAGGGAAAACAUGGAGCGCCACGAACGCAUGCACACCGGGGUGAGGCCCUUCACUUGCGACGUCUGCGGCAAAGGGUUCACUCGCAACGGUCUUCUUAUAAACCACGUGCGGCGACACACGGGAGAGAGGCCGUACACUUGCAGCUUGUGCCCAGCGGCGUACGUCAGCAAGUACGGACUGACGGUGCACGUGGCGAGUCACAAGCGCAAGGUGCCGUACGAGUGUCUCCUGUGCGGCAUGAAAUUCGCCGCGAAAGAGAAGUUUCGGGGACACGUGCGCAACCACUCGCUCGAGAGGCCGUACGCCUGCCACCUGUGUCCCGCCAAUUUCAUCCAGAAGCAUCACCUGCGAAGUCACAUGAUCACGCACUCCGCCGAAAAGCCGCACCAGUGCAACGUGUGUCAGAAAGCGUUCGCGCGGCGCCCUUCACUCGUGAAGCACGUGCGCGUUAUUCACGGCGCUGAGAAACCUUGA
Rhipicephalus sanguineus (brown dog tick) is the source of this 654-nucleotide messenger RNA. RefSeq names its product gastrula zinc finger protein XlCGF49.1-like. NCBI's taxonomy places the organism in Eukaryota, Metazoa, Arthropoda, Arachnida, Ixodida, Ixodidae. Gene Ontology annotation, cellular component: nucleus. Gene Ontology annotation, biological process: regulation of transcription by RNA polymerase II. The transcript has a single exon. Bases 1 to 654 code for a protein of 217 amino acids. Gene Ontology annotation, molecular function: DNA-binding transcription factor activity, RNA polymerase II-specific; RNA polymerase II transcription regulatory region sequence-specific DNA binding. The record is from RefSeq and is a predicted model, not a curated record.